UCUCAUCUCUGCUGAAAAAUGGAUUACCUUGGAGACAAACUGACAGUGGCACAAACUCACAUGACCCAGUGGAUGGGCACAGUGCGGAGAUCCUUACAGGAAGCACUAAAUUUAGUCACUACUGCGGUUGCUCAUGAACGAACUAGCGGGGAAGGUGGAAGCAGGACUCCCUUCAAGCGAACCUCCUCCUUCAGGCACUUUGCAUCCCGGAGCAGAGAGUCCUUCCGAAGGUUUUCAGUGCGGAGUCAGCAGAGGUUUUCCUCUUUGAGGAAGAGGCAGACCAGUUCAGAGCCACCUGAGCUUGAUCAGCUGAAGCAGUGCUUCUCCAGACAGCCCUCGGGAGCGAAGGACACAGACACGCUCGUGCAGGAGCCCGACAGCCAGUACGGCACCUGGCACGAGCAGCGGCACAGUGGGGACAGCUUUGUGCCCGAAUCUCCUUUCUCGGAAAACGAUGUCGUUUCGACGAGAAAGCAACCUCCAAAUAGCCACCCGUCUUCACUGUCCUCUCAAACGGAACCUGCCUCCCUGGUUGAUCACCAUGACUUCUCUAAAGACCGAAGGAGCACAAGUUUGGACCGUUCUAGCACUGACAUGGACUCUACUGAUGGGACUGACUUACCUCCUCCAGGAGACACCUACCCUGAUGAAAAGACCACUGAUUUCUCUUUCAUUGAUCAAACCACUAUUCUGGACUCCAGUGCACUGAAAACUCGUGUACAGCUCAGCAAAAAGAGACGCCGUCGGGCUCCUAUUUCCCACUCUCUUAGAAGAAGCAGAGGGCUGGAGUUUGAAAACAGAUUUUCUUUGACGGAAGAACCAGAUAAUACCUGGAUGUUUAAAGAUUCCACAGAAGAGAAGAAAACUAUGCAACAGGAAGAUUCUGAUGAGGAAGAGAAGAUACAGCAUACUGCGAGAUCGUCCUCUGUACAAGCUCAGAGACUUCCCGUAUUUCCAGGAAUGGACCACUCCGCUCUCAAGGCCCAACUGCGGAAAAGACAAGAGUCUGAGAGUCCUGGUGAAGUAAGUUCUGCUCAGCUGUUCAAAUCCCCUAAACCACAACUGCAGCUUGGAACUCCUGGUAGCAGACUGCUGCCCUCCAGCGUAGAGAAGGAGGACAGGUCAGAAGAAAAGUCUCCUCAGUGGCUGAAGGAGCUGAAAUCAAAGAAGAGACAGAGCCAUUACGAGAAUCAGGUUUGAAAAGAUAGUGAUGCUAACUAGAAGAAGAUAAAGAAGUCUAA
This is a messenger RNA of Gavia stellata (red-throated loon), 1241 nucleotides long. Its product is annotated as KIAA1671 ortholog. Lineage: Eukaryota; Metazoa; Chordata; Aves; Gaviiformes; Gaviidae. Bases 19 to 1200 code for a protein of 393 amino acids. The transcript has 8 exons. The record is from RefSeq and is a predicted model, not a curated record.